Molecule: messenger RNA, 7909 nt
Organism: Biomphalaria glabrata
Lineage: Eukaryota; Metazoa; Mollusca; Gastropoda; Planorbidae
Product: kinase suppressor of Ras 2-like
Exons: 20
Coding region: 173-2941 (922 amino acids)
Biological process (GO): protein phosphorylation
Molecular function (GO): protein kinase activity; ATP binding
Source: RefSeq, a predicted model, not a curated record
AAUGAGAGUUCCAGUGUGUUAUCAACAUGGCGGAAGACGGGAAGCUAGAAUCACUGAAUAACAUAAACAGACAUUAUUUGGGCUUCCUUCUUGAUUAAUGUUUUGAAAUUAUAUUAUAAAAAGUAAAGGUAUACACGAAUGCUUGUAGCUGUAGGCUUCAGACGCCUUGAAAAUGUCUUCAGAUCCCAAUGUAGAGAAGGCUAUUCGCGAGGCAACAAAUUCUUGCACAACCAACCAAUCUAUGAUAGACUUCACUUCUCAGCAUCUGCAAGAACUGAGAACGCAGUGUGCAUCUACUGACAAAAUAACACAGAAGGAAAUCAAAGAUGCUGAGAGUAAAAUUAUUCGGAUGGUGGGAACACAGCUGGUGGCUAAAGAAAAGCUGAAACAGUUGAAUGUUUCAACAGAAACUUUGAAAGAAUAUCCUAAGUUGGAAUUAUGGCUUAAAAUUGUUGGAAUCCCCAAUGAUGCUAUCAAGGCCAUCUUGGAUGAAGGUCUUAGUUUCUGUGAUCUUAUGAAUAAAUCUGAGUCUGAUUUAAGUGAACUCUUGAAAAAGUAUGACUGCUCUGAACAUGAGAUCAAGACCUUGUUGACAGCUUACAGACAUUUACAGAAAUUUACAGAACUUCUCUCCAAGGGCAAACCAACCACUGACAUAGAGUGGCACUUCACUGAUCUGGCAUAUCUGCAAGCAGCGUCUGUGAUGGUUACCUCUGCUUCUCGUUCAGCUACUAAUAGCCCUGCAGCUGGAAACUCUCCCAAACAUCAGCAGCGGACCACUGCUUCUACUCCCUCUACCUACUCUGUGUUUGACCCACAUGGUGGAAGAAAUGAACAUGGGGUAGGCCGAAAGAGGCCCCCGCCUCUUACGGAUAUGCAACCCCCACGGAGCACCCCCUCCUCUCCCCUCCCCUCUCCUCAGAACUACAGUGCAUCGCCGCCUCCUCAUCGUUCCAAGUCAGUCAGUAGCAGUAGUCCUGCCGUGAAAUACCCCAGCACCCCUCCCCCACAAAAAACUCAUUAUUUAUACCCAGAUUCCACGCUAUAUAAUAAUCCAUUGUCGAAGAGUAAAAGUCAUGAAUCCCAGCUGGCUAAUAAAGUUGUGGACAUUGAUCCUGUCAAGAACAAGAAGAACAAGCCUCAUAACAUCAAGUUAAGUGGGAGCCAUGAAGCAUUGUUUAGGAGACGUCUUUCUACAGAUGGCUCAGAAGCAGGAAGCUACAUGCCGUCAGGUCACACUUCACCCGUCAAUUCAUCCCCGAUCCGCUCCCCACCCUACAAGCAUGAUCCAAGCUCUGUGAUAUCCGAAGAUCAGACCAAGUACUCCAAUACUUUGGUUGUUCCCAAGUCACCCAAGACUCCAGCGAAAAUCUAUCAUCAGAUUACACACAGGUUUGCAAACACAUUUAAGAUCACGACUUGUGACUACUGCCACAAGCAGAUGAUACUGGGCUACAAAUGUAGAAGCUGCAAGAAAAAGUUCCACAAAGAUUGUGCCCAGAGGGCUCCUGCUACCUGUGGUCUGUCUGACGCUGCUGUUGAUGCACUGCUGGACUGGCAAGACUCUCCAAUGUCUCAUCGCAAUUUGUACAAGCCUAGUUUAUAUUCUAACCACUUGGCUGACUAUGACACCCUGAAACCAGUGGCUUCAAUGCCCAGCAUACCUGGUGGGCCUCUGCCUGAUUCUGGCUCCAACACGUCUUCAUGUAACUCCUCGUCACCCUCAUCCCCUGCCAACCACCAGACAUCAUCAGACACCAUCACCUCGCCCUCCCCUGUCCCAUCCUAUAACCCUGUGCAGUUUAGUUUCCCAGAUGUAGCCUCGACAUUACCAGCAGACUUUGGUCAGACAGUCAGCACAGACUCCCCUGAGAGAGAUGUUGUGAGUAGCAAUACCUCCAAUGAUAGUGAUAAAACUUUAAUAGAUAGUAAUGCUUCAGAACGUACUCUGCCGGACAGAGUGGAUUCUGUAGACAGCCAGGAUGAAAAUUUCAGUUGGAACCGCCAGAAUAGUCUGGCAGCCACAAUGAAAGAAUGGGAUAUCCCAUACGAAGACCUGAAAAUAGGUGAUAGGAUUGGUGAAGGCAGACUUGGAACUGUAUUUAGAGGUCUGUGGCAUGGGGAUGUAGCAAUAAAGGUGUUGGACACUGGGAGCAGUACAGACAAUGAAGCUCAGUUGGCGGCUUUCAGACUAGAGUUGGCUGUUUUAAGAAAGACCCGCCAUGAAAAUUUAGUAUUAUUUAUGGGUGCCUGCAUGAAGCCACCCAAAUUAGCCAUUGUCACCAGCUUUUGUAAAGGUGAGACCUUGUAUACCAUGCUCCACUUGAACAAGAGCAUAUUUAAGAUCAGUAAAGCUAUCAUCAUAGCCUCACAGAUUGCACAGGGCAUGAGUUACCUGCAUGCAAGGAGCAUCAUUCACAAAGAUUUAAGGACAAAAAAUAUUUUCAUGGAUUGUGGGAAAGUUGUCAUCACUGACUUUGGGUUAUUUCAUGUGACUAAACUAUGUCGGGGUUCAAAGAAAGAUAACUGGCUAAGUGUCCCAAAAGGUUGGUUGUGCUACUUGGCCCCUGAGUUAAUACGAUCUCUCCGAGCUAUGCAGCAGUCCCAGUCUGACUUGCCUUUUACAAAGAUGUCAGACCUCUACGCUUUUGGGACUGUAUGGUUUGAAUUGCUAUGCAAUGAUUGGCCCUUUCGUAGUCAACCUUGUGAGACUGUGAUUUGGCAAGUGGGCAAGGGUAUUAAGCAAUCCCUCAGUUCUGUAACAGCCCCUAGAGAAGUCAAGGAAAUUCUCAUGUCUUGCUGGACUUUCCGAGCAGAAGACAGGCCUGACUUUGCCCAGAUAACUAAAGCUUUAGGACGCAUCCCUCAGACACGGCUCAUCAGAAGCCCUUCACAUCCUUGUCAACUUAGUCGAUCGACAGAUGCCUUGGUCUACUCGUGACCAUUACAUCAAAAUGUGUUAAUUAGUAAUCUGCAGUUAAUUAGUAAGAGCCAGCUGAAUCUGCAGUUAAUUAGUAAGAGCCGCCUGAAUCUGCAGCUUGCAAUGAGUAAAUUUGUUGUAUAAUAAUUCAAGUGUGUACAUCCUGUCUUUGAUCAGAGUGCACAAGGAUAAGAGGCUGAGAUCUCCGAUGAACAGUUUUGUGAAGCUAGCUAGUGACUUCUGUUUCCAGGAUACAGACACUGGAGCACACAGAAUGUGAUGUUAGGAUUUAGAAUAUUAACAGAUUGGACUCUACUACUGUUUUUACAGCAAAAGGAAGUUAACCAAAAAAAAAUAUUCAGACGGAUAUCGGACAGUUUUCCAUUCAAAACUGUUCACUUUGAUCUUGUAAUAGAAAGUGUUUUCUUUGAAAUGAACAUUGUGUUUUUCCCUUAAAUGUACUUAGCUUAUUGUUGUGCUAAACCUCCAAUCGAUAUAUAUUAUAGAUAUAUUCUACAUAUUUAUGGUUCUCCUGGUGACCUACACGCAGUGUGCAAGGCACCAGAUACUGUGAUAGUCGGUCCUAUAGCAUGUAGAAGUCCCCAUUCAGUGUGCUUCUCCCUCCCCGAGCUCAUUCCUCAUUUGCCUCCCUUAUUGCCUCCCUUUACUCCGCAUAUGGAACACAUCGCAGUUCUGAAUGAUCCGAACAGUCUCUGAUAGCUGCCAGACGUAGAGGUCACAGACUUAAGAGAAAACAAAACAUCUUGUUGGACAUGUUUAAUUCAUAUAAGGUUCAGAUGGCGUUUUUCUUUCAAUGAUGAUUGCAUUCUUCUUGUGAUUAUUGAAAACUUUUAAAUUCUAAAAAUUUUAAAUUGUGUUUUUUUUUUGUUUUUUUUUUUUAUCAUUGACAUUCUUGUGUUAUGUUUUUAACCAUCAUUCGUUGGAACAUCAGACAUUAGAUUCUGUCAUUAGUUUUUUUUGUGCAUUGUGCAAGAGUAUAAUAGAGUUAGGCAAACCCAUUGGACUUUCACAAGAUUUUGUUUUAUAUUAUAAAUAUAUAUAUAGUCUAGGUGUUUGUGGGAUCUAAGUGUGUUUGUUUGGAUAGAAUUUCAAGUUUUAUUUGCAUGUCUCCUAAGGUUGUAUGUCCCAUGCCUUCAUGGACUUCAGCAUUUGUUCUAUGUGCCUCUGUCACAAUAGAUAAUUGAACAAAGCAGUAGAAUGUCCAUUUUUCUUUCUAUUUAGUUUUUUGUAUCUGAUAAAAAACAAGUUUUUUUUUUCUAUUUCUUUGUAUCUGUUAAAACCAAGUUUUCUUUCUAUCUUGUUCUUUGUAUCUGAUAAAAACCAGUUUUCUUUCUAUCUGGUUCUUUGAAUGUUAAAAAAAAAUUCUUUCUAUCUAGUUCUUUGUAUCUGAUAAAAAACAGUUUUCUUUCUAUCUGGUUCUUUGAAUGUUAAAAAAAAUUCUUUCUAUCUAGUUCUUUGUAUCUGAUAAAAACCAGUUUUCUUUCUAUCUGGUUCUUUGAAUGUUAAAAAAAAUUCUUUCUAUCUAGUUCUUUGUAUCUGAUAAAAACCAAGUUUUCUUCUAAUGGGAUUUCAGAAAGUAGGAAAAUGUGAGCUUGCUGCCUCCAGAAAUUCAAGUUUGUCUCCAGACACUACAGUCCUUAAAUGGGCAAACAAAUUCAUUAUGCUCACCACUUGCUAUUAAGGUGAUAUGAGAUUGUGGACUUCUGGUAAUGCCUAAGAAAUCUUUCAUCACCAACUCCAUCCUAUUUGUCCCCGAGAAGUUGUUUUACUCUGCUGUUGUAUAGAAUGCACAAACUCUCAUUUGAAAUAGUCCAUCACCAAAUUAUGCAUAUUUUGCCUGGCACAACCUUUCAAAGCAGUUACAAAAAGCCCAGACUCCCUUUACAGUGUUGACCAGAUUGACAUGCAGGUAGCAUUCCUUAUGAGGGAGCUACUCCAACAGAGAGAUGCCUGUUGUUUUGUUUUGCACAUUGUUUUGUAUUUUCUUAAAAAAAAAAAAAAGAGGAACACCUCCAUUCAUGAAGGAUGUUUUUGUCUAUAAUUAGCAUUUUUAAGUGUACCACUACUAAUUCUUUUUUUGACCUGACUAAUUUAGACAGGUUUUUCUAUGCACCUGAAAGAGCUAAAAGUCCAUUGAUUAGAAAACAAAAAUGUUUUUGUGCUUCCAUUAAGAAGGAUAGAUAUUCUGAAAAGUUGUCAUUGCAAUGCAUUGCAAACUGGGCUGCACAUGAAACUUGUGUGUUAUAGACCAAAUUCUGUCAACACCUAACUAGCUACUCUUUUUUUUUUCUGAUAUGAGGGAGUUGCUUUUUGUGCAUAAUGUUCCUCCUUCUUUUUGAGCUUUUCAGCCCUUCCUCUACUGUAAAGGGGAGAUCCUUGUAAACAUGCCUCUUCCCUCUACUGUAAAGGGGAGAUCCUUGUAAACAUGCCUCUUCCCUCUACUGUAAAGGGGAGAUCCUUGUAAACAUGCCUCUUCCCUCUACUGUAAAGGGGAGAUCCUUGUAAACAUGCCUCUUCCCUCUACUGUAAAGGGGAGAUCCUUGUAAACAUGCCUCUUCCCUCAACUGUAAAGGGGAGAUCCUUGAAAACAUGCCUCUUCCCUCUACUGUAAAGGGGAGAUCCUUGUAAACUUGCUCCUUUCUUCUACUCCUAAGGGAAAUCCUUGCACACGUUGCCCAUGAGUUAAACAAAUUAUUUAUUAACCCUUUCAAGCCUUCUCCAACUUGAAUGAUUGUGUGUCAGUGUUGUCUGCAUAUAUACUUUUCCUAAGCAGCCUUGGUUGUUGUACAAGACAGUAAUCUUUGGAUUGUUUUGCGUCACAGUUGAAACUCAUAACCUUUACUUGCAUAAUCAGUUUGUCUUUGAAAUUCAUUCAUUUGAAAAAUUAUUUUUUUUUUUCUUUAAAACAAAAGAAAUUGUUGACUUUAUUUCCUGUUGGUCAGCUUCUUUGUCAAGCUUUCUUGUGCCUGGAUGGACCUUGUCCAUAGCGCAUCUGUGACUUCCACAAAAGCUGUGCAUCUUAGCUGAUAUGUGUUCAACUGAUUUGUGUGUAAAUGUUUAGCUGGGCUUGCAGACUAAUUGACAGAGGGACCUGGGUGCUUGCCAUGGGAUAAAAGAUGUUUUCAAGUCAGUGAACUUAGUAGCAUUAUUUUAUUCCUUGAUUCCUUAUGCAUUUGUUGAAUACAAAGUAGUUUUAGUGUUAAAUAAUGAGCUUUUUUCCCUUUGUGUAAAUGGGCUUAUUCCCACUGUCCCUUUGCUGUUCUGUAUCAUUGGGGCAUACAUGAAAAAAAAAAUUCUUAUGAAUUUCACAAUGCAGUUUAAAAUUGUGCUUAUCAUUGCAAAUAUAAAUUGUAUAUUUUCAGACAAACUUUGUUUGUUUGUUUUAGUACUUGAUCUAUUCAUUCAAGUCAAAUGUUGACCAAAUUUGGUUGUAGUUCUGACCAGAUACCUUGAAGGUGACAUGUCAGUCAUGAUUGCUAGGUAAUGAGCCACCUGGAAACUUGUAACUAAUUGACUCAUCUCAGAAUAAUUCAAAUCACCAUGCUGUAUAAAACUUGUGUUCAUUAGGUGGAUGAUUGCAAGGACUCAAUAGACUGCUCGACCUGUUGUGAAUGUGUAUGGACAUGCUGUAUGUCAACCUGAUUUUAUUGUCCUUUAGGCUUAUCUCUCUUAAUGUUCUACAGCUGUGUUGGAAGUGUGCUACAUCUUGUAUUGUGCUGUACAGCUGUGUUGGAAAUGUGCUACAUCAUGUCUUGUGUUAUAAAGCUGUGUUGGAAGUGUGCUACAUCAUGUCUUGUGUGUACAGCUCUAUUGGAAGUGUGCUACAUCAUGUCUUGUGUGUACAGCUCUAUUGGAAGUGUGCUACAUCAUGUCUUGUGUGUACAGCUCUAUUGGAAGUGUGCUACAUCAUGUCUUGCGUGUACAGCUCUAUUGGAAGUGUGCUACAUCAUGUCUUGUGUGUACAGCUCUAUUGGAAGUGUGCCACAUCUUGUGUUGGAAGUGUGCUACAUCAUGUCUUGUGUGUACAGCUCUAUUGGAAGUGUGCUACAUCAUGUCUUGUGUGUACAGCUCUAUUGGAAGUGUGCCACAUCUUGUGUUGGAAGUGUGCUACAUCAUGUCUUGUGUGUACAGCUCUAUUGGAAGUGUGCCACAUCUUGUGUUGGAAGUGUGCUACAUCAUGUCUUGUGUGUACAGCUCUAUUGGAAGUGUGCCACAUCUUGUCUUGGAAAUGUGCUACAUCAUGUCUUGUGUGUACAGCUCUAUUGGAAGUGUGCUACAUCAUGUCUUGUGUGUACAGCUCUAUUGGAAGUGUGCUACAUCGUGUCUUGUGUGUACAGCUCUAUUGGAAGUGUGCUACAUCAUGUCUUGUGUGUACAGCUCUAUUGGAAGUGUGCUACAUCAUGUCUUGUGUGUACAGCUCUAUUAGAAGUGUGCUACAUCAUGUCUUGUGUGUACAGCUCUAUUGGAAGUGUGCUACAUCAUGUCUUGUGUUGGAAGUGUGCUGCAUCAUGUCUUGUGCUGUAAAGCUGUGUUGGAAGUGUGCUACAUCAUGUCUUGUGUGUGCAGCUCUAUUGGAAGUGUGCUACAUCAUGUCUUGUGUGUGCAGCUCUAUUGGAAGUGUGCUACAUCAUGUCUUGUGCUGUAAAGCUGUGUUGGAAGUGUGCUACAUCAUGUCCUAUGCUGUACAGCUGUGUUGGAAGUGUGCUACAUCAUGUCUUGUGUGUACAGCUCUAUUGGAAGUGUGCUACAUCAUGUCUUGUGUGUACAGCUCUAUUGGAAGUGUGCUACAUCAUGUCUUGUGUGUGCAGCUCUAUUGGAAGUGUGCUACAUCAUGUCUUGUGCUGUAAAGCUGUGUUGGAAGUGUGCUACAUCAUGUCUUGUGUUUUCUUUAAUUGUACAAAUCUAAAGAUGGUUGUAGCACAAGAGUCGAGAAAUUAUUUAAAAACAAUUAAACUUGCAUAAAAUAAU